Molecule: messenger RNA, 2025 nt
Organism: Salvia miltiorrhiza (redroot sage)
Lineage: Eukaryota; Viridiplantae; Streptophyta; Magnoliopsida; Lamiales; Lamiaceae
Product: red chlorophyll catabolite reductase, chloroplastic
Exons: 4
Coding region: 793-1725 (310 amino acids)
Biological process (GO): chlorophyll catabolic process
Cellular component (GO): chloroplast
Molecular function (GO): red chlorophyll catabolite reductase activity
Source: RefSeq, a predicted model, not a curated record
UCGAACCCGACCCCCGCUGCAGCAAACGGUGACGCUCAGACGUGAGACGCCCAUUCGGCCUUCGCUCGUCUCCGACUCCAAGCUCCGGCGGCGGCACUGUAGCGGUCCCAGCGUCCCUCACCGGCGCACCCAGCAAUAACAAAAAUUCAGCAGAUAAAAAUGGGGAAGAAGGAGUAGUUGAGCAGGGGAUUGGACCGAUUGGUAGGAGCCUAGAUUGAUCAUUGCUAAAAUUGGAGAACAAAUUAAAAAUGUCGGGUAAUUUCGGGUUAUUCGGGUACCCGAUAUUUAGAUAGGGUUCGGGGUCGGUAGCAUUUUUUCGUGUAAAAUCGGGUUUGGGCACCCGAACCCGACCCGAUUCCCACCUCAUUCUGGUUCCACUGCCACAUGUACAAACCCACGCCACUGCUUGAACCAGCUAAAGUAGAAAUUUUCGUUUCAAGCACCCUUUCGAUCAGCAAAUCAACUAGUACAUUUCUUUCAAUCAUUCAAGCGCUCAUCUUCCAAUUCUUUAAAGGUUGAGGAGUUUGGCAUGAGAGAAAUUUAAUUAGAUAGAUUUUUUAUUACUUACAUAAGUUUUUUUGUGUUUCCUAAUUUACAAAUAAAUUCAUUGUAUUCAAAUUUGGCCGAGUAAUUAGGUAUUUGGAACGAUAUCCUAAAUCAUCUGAAGUUUUAUUUAUUUUUUAUUGUAAAAGAAUUUAUUGCUGUAUUGCAUUGCAUAUAUUAAUCAUUCUUCUUGUUAAUUUUUUUUGUUACAAAAAAUUCAACUAAAAAAGACAUUCUAUUGAUGCCCCAAUGGCUGCCAGCUGCAUUGUACAUUUUCCACUGAUUACUACUCCAAGAAGUCAGUUCUCAGCUUCAAGAGGUCAAUUCCGUUGCUCAUCAGCAGCUAAUUCGAAUGCCAUGGAUUCUGGCAAAGUGAAAUUCAUGGAAUUCCCUUAUGCAUCUGCUCCCACCAAAAAGCUGAUGGUGGAGCUGUUUUCAUCUGUGGAAGAGCAGCUUGGAUCCUCACUGCACCCAAGUUGUACUUUAGCCCCUGACGUACAAUAUUUUGGGAAUCCCACCGACACUGCCCAUGCUUCACUGCACAUCAGAUCCGGCCUCCCUUCUUCUCAGAUUGAUUUCGUGUUGGGAAGUUGGAUACAUUGCCAGUUGCCAUCCGGUGGGGCUCUCAACAUAACGAGCCUCUCAGCCUACUUGACACCCUCGACUGAUGCACCACACUUUCUGCUGGAACUUAUCCAGAGCAGCCCAACAUCCCUCGUGCUCAUCCUAGAUUUGACUCCACGAAAAGAUCUCAUCCUUUAUCCGGAUUACCUUAACAGGUACUACGAAGAUACUCAGCUGGACCGACAUAGGCAGCGCCUUCAAAUGCUACCAGAGGUGAGACCUUACAUAUCUCCAUCUUUGUAUAUACGAGCUGUUGUUUCUCCAACGGCAAUUGUAGUCACAAUAGACACUGGAGCUACUGAAUCCAAAACUAUAGAGCAGAUAAUUGAGGAUGACGUUAGCCCAAUUGCCAAGGACUUGCUGCGUUUUUGGAUCGAGUCGUGUGCUUGUUGUGGGAGGGAUGUGGAUGCAUCUGAGAGGGCUUAUCUAGCUCAAAGGGAUCGAAUAAUUAAGAAGACAACUAUUGAUGUCGAUCUGAGCUCAAGUUUCCCAAGGUUGUUUGGGCAAGAAAUAGCUGAUAGAGCGGUGAAUGCUCUCAAAGAAUAUUACUUUAAGUGAUCUUCUUUUCUGGAUUGUCAAUCUAUGGAGAUGAAAUAUUCUUUGUAGGAAAUGAAACAGUUAACAAUAUUGAGUAAAGACAAAAAAACCUGACAAUAUUGAAGUGAAACAGUUAAACACCUAAAAGAAAAAAGAAAGAAAAAAAUAUUGAUAAUGAUUUCUCAUUUUCUGAUGUGGGUGACUCAACCCUGACAAGAUUGUGAAUGGGGUUACCUUUGAAUGUGUUCGUGUAUAUAAAUGUUCUAAAAUUACAAUCUUGUAUUGUUUUCUUCAUUUAUUUAUCUAUUUUGUUGCUGUGGA